GCAGCAGCCGAUUUAAGCCUCAUGUUCUCUGAGUAUUUUCCAUGUUAGGGUUGUUUUUGUUUUAGCGCGGGAAGAUACAUUCUAAUUUAUGUAAUUUAGUUAUUUUACCCCUGGAUCUUGUUUUUAUUAACGACAAAAAAAGCCGAAGUUGUUGCCUGGUUUCUGAGAUAAUAAAAUUAUUAUUUACCAUCGAUGUACAUCUUUCUGGAGUUAAAGGUAUGGACACACAUGCAGUCCAGCAGAGAGGGAUCUUGUCUGCAGUGGGUAGCUAGCAAUGCCUAGCUAGGUGUCUUAUCCUGGUGGGCUCUUCUCUUCUACCUAAACCUUGGUCAUAACUUCCAGGAAUUUCCAGGACUUUUAAGUCCCCCUUGGCCCUCUCUGGACAGGGCCAUCCUGUGGGGCAACAUGGGGGAAAGACGUGCACACUCCUUUCACAUGACGUGCCACGUGCAGCGCGACCAUGGCAGCAGGAUGGGGAGCUCCUUCAUACGUUACAGCCCCAAUGGAUAUGCCAGCACAAGCCUCAGCCUGGACAAGGAGAUGGAUGCAGACCCUGUGGCCUCCACCGGCACUACAAGUGCUGGUUCUGCCCUAUGGGCUCCUGCAUCUGACAUAAGCCACUACUCUCCUGUUUCAAUGGAACUGGACCCCACAUCGGUGAAUAAUGGAUCAGACACAAAGGACCCCGUGCUGCAGACCCUACAAAGGCAGCCCUCUAUUAUCUCUGUCCCUCCACCUCUCCCUCGUUCGAGCUGGCUACAUCAUCAUCAAAAGGAUUUCCAAAGCCCUUACAUCAAGACUAGCAUGCAGGGGGAUGUUUACAACUUCCUAGAGAGACCUGCAGGACUGAAAUGCUUCCUCUACCACUUCCUUGUCUUCCUCAUGGUCCUGGUGUGCCUAAUCUUCAGUGUCCUGUCCACUAUAGAGCAAUAUGCAGACUUCGCCACCGGAACCCUCUUCUGGAUGGAGAUUGUGCUGGUGCUGUUCUUUGGCACAGAGUAUGUGGUCCGCCUGUGGUCGGCAGGCUGUCGCAGCAAAUAUGCAGGCAUCAAAGGACGCCUCCGCUUUAUCAGGAAGCCCAUAUCAAUUAUAGAUUUGAUAGUGGUCAUUGCCUCAAUCAUUGUGCUUGGAGUAGGGUCCAAUGGCCAAGUGUUUGCCACAUCUGCUAUCAGGGGCAUCCGUUUCCUUCAGAUCCUGCGCAUGCUCCAUGUGGAUCGACAGGGAGGAACAUGGAGGCUCCUGGGAUCUGUAGUUUUUAUACAUCGACAGGAGCUGAUCACCACCCUGUACAUCGGCUUCCUGGGCCUGAUCUUUUCCUCCUACUUUGUCUACUUGGCAGAGAAGGAUGCUGUGGAUGAGGAGGGCAAGACAGGCUUCUCCAGCUAUGCCGAUGCCCUAUGGUGGGGGGUGGUGACCGUCACCACAAUCGGCUAUGGAGACAAAAUUCCUCAAACGUGGAUAGGCAAGGCCAUCGCCUCCUGCUUCAGUGUCUUCGCCAUCUCAUUCUUUGCUCUGCCUGCUGGUAUCCUGGGGUCAGGGUUUGCCCUGAAGGUCCAGCAGAAGCAGAGACAGAAGCACUUCAACAGACAGAUCCCCGCUGCAGCCUGCCUCAUCCAGACACUUUGGAGGUGCUAUGCAGCAGAGAAACCAUGCGGCUGUGCUGCUACAUGGAAAAUGUAUGUUCUCACUCCAGAGGCUGUAACUACAGUGGAAUCGGACAACUCCGGCCCUUACGCCAGGAAACUGAACAUAUCGAAAAAGGCGACCAAGAGACGUUUGAAGUCCAGAGGUAAUGGCUCUAUGGUUGUGGCCUCAGAGAGGGCUGUGUCGAUCCCGCAGAUCAUCAUUGAUGACUCAGUGGAGAAGAAAGAUGUCUCAUUUUUCCUGGAAGAGCCAAGGGAGGCUGUUGAAGGAAUCAACAGAAUGUUCAGACAAAAAGUAAAGAGGAAUCAUGAUAACAACAGCUCUAUCGACAUCUCCCGUGCCAACAGCUUAACCGAUGAACUUGACUACAUGAGUGAGGACAUUCCCCUGCCUGUGGUGACUAACAAAGCUCAGUUGUCCCAUGCCCAGAGGUCAGCUGUAAAAGUCCUCCGCAGAAUGCAGUACUUUGUUGCCAGGAAGAAAUUUCAGCAAGCUCGGAAGCCCUAUGAUGUGCGAGACGUGAUCGAGCAGUAUUCCCAGGGUCACCUCAACAUGAUGGUCCGCAUCAAGGAGCUGCAGAGAAGGCUGGAUGGCACACUGGGGAAGCCAGGAAUGUUCCUUCCAGGAAAAGGGGAAGAUAAAGAAUACCCAACUAUUGGAGCACGACUGAUCAGGCUAGAAGAUAAGGUCCAUCAGAUGGAUCAGAAAAUGGACUCAGUCCUGCGGAUACUGAUGGAGCAGUUUACACCUAAGCCGGAGCUGACGUCCAAGCCCUCCAUUCGCAGGGUGACCAUCCAGAAGCGCAUGGGUGUCAGCAUUGACGAGGGGCCCUGAUGUUGUAGCAAUGGUUGGGCUGAUGUUAUGACCAAAGGAGGAUUAAAGGACCAGGACUUCACAUAAACUGUUUAAUAUAAGAGGACUCAGUCUUCCAAAACCCCCUCCUCUCUGUCAUUUGCAAUCCCAAUUUUUCUCAUUGACUUAUGACCACUGAGAAGAGAACAAUUUUUAAUUGUUCACAUAGCACAUACUCUGGGACAUGAGGGCCACUGAGAGCCACCGCUUCCUCCUAAUGACUGUAGGCCCUGUUGGGGUCUUCUUAUGUUGUCUAAAUGUAGCUUGCUCUUCUGCACUACCAUUGUGGGACCUCAGUCUUCCCCUGCAGCACACAUUCAAAUGAUUCUUAUUAAUUUAUGUGUGGCCUGUCACUGAGGUGCAUUCCUCUACUCCAAAUAUUAUUCCAAGGCUAACUAACCCAGUAAUGAAGUCGUAAUGCAAUCAAAGCACUCAAGUUCCCCAAAGACACAGAGAAAAACUGAGAGUACAGCCAUGGCAGAGGCAUUCCUCAAAUCCUUCUGAUUAUCUUGGCACCAUCCAGACCUAGUACACAACAGGGUUAUUUCCAUAGCCACAUAUCCAUCUUGCCUAACUGUACUUAGGCUGCUGCGGGUGUUUGUUAGUAGUGAUCGAAUAACACGAGAAGGGAAGGGUAGAUUAUCUGUUGAGUUUGCCCUGCUUUAGGGACCGGAAGGCUGGAGUAAAAGAAAUGGAACUGAAGAAAUAUAUCUGGGUUGGGUGGCUAACAUGAUACUGAUUUACUGCUAUGUUGAAGCUAAUAAAAAUAGCCAAACUGCCAUGACAGAGCUGAGUGCUGUGUAACAGGAAUACAGUCCAACCUCAGGCAUAGUCUUUCAGUUUGCUCCAAGUUUUUAUAUGUAUAUCAAUCUAAAACACUUAUUGCAGCACCACUACUCACACCACCAUCAGGACUCUGCUUAAUAUCCCCUAUUACCCUCUUCAGGGGGCUCACACUGCUGUGUGCAAUUUGAAAUAAAUUUGCCCCAUUAAAGCUCUGAUUAUUAUUUCUCUCCCGAGCUAAUUAAGUGCUGAAUUCCUGGUAAGGGGAGAUUACUCACUGUGAGUGACUAAUGAAAAGAAACACUGGAAAUGUGCAGAAUUUAAACAGUAAGCUUUGAGGAGCAGGCACACUAAUUCUGUGUGAAAGGUUUGGAAAUAUCAGGCUGCCACUGUGAGCACACGUUUAACAUAAAAAGACAAUGCUCUCACUUUGUUCCCAUACUCAUAGUAUUUACCUGACAGGACGCUGAGGCAUGUAGGAAGUAGAAAAUAGAAAACUCAGCUAUGUAGGUACUUUCUGAAAUGCUUCAUUUAACUAUAACACAUACAUUCUUAAAAAGACAAAUGCACACACAAAAGAGGGUAAAAAGAAGGGAAGGGGAAAGAGGAGAGGCUUUCUCUUUCAUAUUUUUGUGGUGGUUAAAAAAUAGCUAUUAUUUAUCUUACAUUAAAUAAAGUGGUUUUAUUUUAUAGGUACUCUACUUUGGUGACAGACCUUGAUACAUAUCUGCCUGUCUGUUCUCCUGUACAGUUUUAUAAGAGUUGUAAAUAGAAUCAUUGCCUUAUUGUACUGUAUUUAUUAUCAUGUGGAAAGAUCAACCUGGAACAUGUCUGCUUGUUGAAGUGAUGAGAAACACAGAGGGUGAGGCUCCUGUUGUACAGAUGGAUGGAAAUGAUUGUAAAUGAUAUUCACACACACCCUCUGCACUGUAGCUCUGCUGUAAAUAAUAAAACUCCAUUUCAUUAUGCUCUGGCCUCUCUUGGCUUGGGAGGAAUUUGAUUACCA
Micropterus dolomieu (smallmouth bass) is the source of this 4285-nucleotide messenger RNA. It is a transcript of the gene kcnq1.2, whose product is annotated as potassium voltage-gated channel, KQT-like subfamily, member 1.2. Gene Ontology annotation, cellular component: membrane; voltage-gated potassium channel complex. Lineage: Eukaryota; Metazoa; Chordata; Actinopteri; Centrarchiformes; Centrarchidae. The record is from RefSeq and is a predicted model, not a curated record. Gene Ontology annotation, molecular function: voltage-gated potassium channel activity. The transcript has 18 exons. Gene Ontology annotation, biological process: potassium ion transport; transmembrane transport. Bases 406 to 2478 code for a protein of 690 amino acids.